AGAGAGACAGAGAGAGAGAGAACGAGUGAGAGAGAGAGAGAGGGAUAGAGCGGAACGGUAAGGAAGCGCGGAGGUAGAAGCCACCCUUGGCCAAGAGAGGCACCAGGCUGGCAGCCCCUUUCGCAAGGCACCCCCUAAGCCUGGUUAGGGGCGACGGCGGCGAGCCGCGGAGGCCACAACACGACCGCCGUCCUCAGUGGUCGGCGCGCUUGGCCUGGGUGGGGCUCCGGAAAAAUUGGCGGGGAGAAAAAUCCCCUCUAAAUAGCUGCGGCUGCGGCCGCGAAAAACUAGAAUCCGCUCAGCCGGCAUCGAGUGCGCGUCGGUUCAGCGUCCAAACUUUUCCCGUAGUGUCGUCGUCGUCAUCGUCGUCGUUCGUCGUUCGCCGUUCGUCGUCGUCGAUUUUUCGCAUCCCCCGCGAUCGGCCAGUGAAACGUUCUUCCCGAUUUCCUUCGGAAAGGUGGAUUUCAUUUCGCAUAGACAGAUUUUUUAUUUAUUAUUGGGCGCGAACCAAUAAUAAAAAGAGAAGGGACGACGAAUAAUUGUUCGUUUCCCCCGUGGUUGGGUAAAACUCAUGGAGGAUUGAGGUGUAUUUGUAGUGCGUAGUUCGGGGAUAGUGAAUCGAACGAUUGGACGCGGUGUAUGUAUAUAUAUAUAUAUAUGUACAUAUACACAUAUAUAUAUACACAUAUUUGGUGUUGAUAUCGAGGAUUAAUAACAUCGUCAAUUCCUCCCCUCCCCAUCCCUCCCGUUUUUGGACGGUUGUUGCGCCACGACGAGUGUGAAUAUCGUGAAGUUCGAAAAUGCAUUUACCGGAGGGCCCACUUGGAAUGGACAUCAAUGCUAUGCACGAGACUCUACAGGCGUGUCACGGUGAUUUAGUUAGAACUGGAAGUCCCGCUAUCCUGUGUAGCGCCUUACCAUCCCAUUGGAGGUCGAACAAGUCGCUGCCGGUAGCGUUCAAGGUCGUUGCCCUGGACGACGUCAGCGACGGGACUCUGGUCACCAUUAGAGCUGGAAACGACGAGAAUUGUUGCGGGGAGUUGAGGAAUUGUACAGCCGUGAUGAAGAACCAAGUGGCCAAGUUCAACGAUCUCAGAUUCGUCGGGCGGAGCGGGAGAGGGAAAUCCUUCUCACUGACCAUCCAAAUCAGCACGGUACCCUUCCAAGUCGCCACCUACACGAAGGCGAUCAAAGUCACCGUGGACGGGCCGAGAGAGCCACGAUCCAAAUCGAAUUAUCAAUACGGACAUGGAUUCCCUGGACUCGGAUUGCUCAAUCCUUGGGUGGACGUGGCGUAUCUGGGACACGCAUGGCACUUGCCCCAUCCUGCCUUCGUCAAAGGUUAGCACGAAAUUUUCCUC
Apis dorsata (giant honeybee) is the source of this 1361-nucleotide messenger RNA. Its product is annotated as segmentation protein Runt-like. Gene Ontology annotation, molecular function: DNA-binding transcription factor activity, RNA polymerase II-specific; RNA polymerase II cis-regulatory region sequence-specific DNA binding; ATP binding. The transcript has 3 exons. Gene Ontology annotation, biological process: regulation of DNA-templated transcription. Gene Ontology annotation, cellular component: nucleus. NCBI's taxonomy places the organism in Eukaryota, Metazoa, Arthropoda, Insecta, Hymenoptera, Apidae. The record is from RefSeq and is a predicted model, not a curated record. The coding region runs from base 801 to 1346 and encodes 181 amino acids.